This is a messenger RNA of Torulaspora globosa, 1530 nucleotides long. It is a transcript of the gene TFB2, whose product is annotated as TFIIH/NER complex subunit TFB2. Gene Ontology annotation, biological process: nucleotide-excision repair. Bases 1 to 1530 code for a protein of 509 amino acids. The record is from RefSeq and is a predicted model, not a curated record. The transcript has a single exon. Gene Ontology annotation, cellular component: transcription factor TFIIH holo complex; transcription factor TFIIH core complex. Gene Ontology annotation, molecular function: double-stranded DNA binding; ATPase activator activity. NCBI's taxonomy places the organism in Eukaryota, Fungi, Ascomycota, Saccharomycetes, Saccharomycetales, Saccharomycetaceae.
AUGAGUACCAAUAACUUACUGAAAAGCUCGGUCAAUCAAUACCUGGAGGAACUUCCGCAGCAGAUUCAAAGCAGAUUAUAUCAGUCGCCAGCAACAUGCUUAGCAAUCUACAGGCUACUUCCGCAGCUGGCGAAGUUCUUCAUAAUGUCUAUGGUAUUCACUGAAAGUGAAAUAUCCUUACGAGACUUGGAUAGAUGGGUUAAAGCCAGCGGUAAGAAUCAAUUCCAGGAGGCUAUCAAAUCGAUGAAGUCGCUACACUUACUUAUCCCGGUGCGUUCUAAUGGACCGAUGAUGAUCAACUUGAAUCAGACAUUCAGGGAAAGUUUCAAGAACGCCCUAACAGGUGGUAAAGUAAACAACUCGUUCGGGAUUGUUGUAGACGAGGCAGAUGAUGUUGUAACCACAGGGAUGCUCGAUAGCUAUUCUGCCGAUAAAUGGGAAACAAUUCUGCAUUUUAUGGUGGGAACUCCGUUAACCAAUAUUCCAUCGAGCAACGUCUUGAACUUGCUGAAACAUAGUAAGCUAAUGGAAGAAGUGAGCACUACGGGCGAGUUCAAAAUCACUAAUGAAGGCUUUCAGUUUCUGCUGCAGGAAGUUAAUUCGCAGAUAUGGACGCUCCUGCUGCAGUAUCUGAAGAUGACAGAAACUUUGCAAAUGGAUCCUGUUGAGGUCCUUAACUUUAUCUUCAUGCUGGGAGCGCUCGAGUUUGGUAAGCCUUAUAGCAUGGAUGGACUGAGCGAGACCCAAAAAUUGAUGUCAAAAGAUAUGAGGGACUACGGGCUGGUAUUCCAGAAAAGUUCAAACUCCAACGUUUUUUACCCCACCAGAUUAGCUACAAUGCUGACAUCUGAUGCCAAGAGUAUACGAGGUGCCUCUGGUGCUAUGGACAGUGUAUUAAAGCAAAAUAAAGACGAAAAAUCAGGCAAGACGGUUGGCGAUAUUGACAACGACGAUCAACUGGGAGCAAACGGUCAAUACACCCAGGACGGUGCGCUUAUCGUUGAGACUAAUUUCAAACUGUACUCAUAUUCCAACUCACCUCUGCAGAUAGCAAUUCUCAGUCUAUUUGUUCACUUAAGAUCCAGAUUCAGCAAUAUGAUUACGGGCCAAAUCACAAGGGAAUCCAUCAGAAGAGCCCUAAUGAACGGAAUCACUGCAGAUCAGAUUAUAGCCUACCUACAAACACAUGCCCAUCCACAGAUGAGGCGGCUGGCGGAAGAGAAGCUGGAAAAGAAACUAGAGCUUGACGCGAACUGCAAAGAUUCACUACAAAUACUUCCUCCAACGGUAGUUGAUCAAAUUAAACUUUGGCAAUUGGAGCUCGACAGAAUUAUAUGCUACGAAGGAUCGCUCUACUCCGAUUUCGAGAGCCACCAAGAGUAUCAUUUGCUUAGUACAUAUGCCCAAGAUAUCGGUGUCCUGUUGUGGAAAGAUGACAGAAAGAAGAACUUUUUCGUUUCAAAAGAAGGCAAUUCCCAGGUUCUCGAUUAUGCCAAGAGGAAGCUCAAGAAGAAACAAAGCGGAACUUGA